Pyricularia oryzae 70-15 is the source of this 1904-nucleotide messenger RNA. RefSeq lists its product as uncharacterized. Bases 960 to 1487 code for a protein of 175 amino acids. Lineage: Eukaryota; Fungi; Ascomycota; Sordariomycetes; Magnaporthales; Pyriculariaceae. The record is from RefSeq and is a predicted model, not a curated record. Gene Ontology annotation, biological process: protein localization to plasma membrane; eisosome assembly. The transcript has 2 exons. Gene Ontology annotation, cellular component: plasma membrane; eisosome.
CUGUUUACUGUGCAGUUCUUUCCAUCCAAUUGUGCGAUACCGACGUGCGCAUGCUCCCAAAAUUAGUGGCAAACAGCAGAGUGAGAAAGGUGAGGUAAUGUGUAGGUAAUCUUGGCCAUGUUAGGAGCGGACGGAUGCUUUUACUUCACAACUAACUUAGCUUGACCCACGAUCGUCUGAAUUAUCGACAGUUUGUGACCCUUAAAACCCCAAGCUGAUUACUUACUGUGCGAUCCCUCUAAUCCGCUGAUGCUUCUGCGCAGUAGUUAGCUCGUGCAGUUUGUUCACAUCCGCGCUAGUGGGUGGUGGCAAAACGUCAUGGUGGGUUGCGUCCGAAUCUUAAUUGUACCCUUAAGGCCGCCAAACCGAUACCUUCCCAAGCUCCCACUCAUCCACCGCCCAGUUAACUCCAAUCACCAACCCACAAGAACAACUUAAAUAGCACAGAUCAACAUUUGGGAAAGCAACUCCCUUGCAGCCAUACCCGCCUGCCUUCCCUGUCCUUUCUCAAGUAUCCACACAUCAAUAUCUUGCGGUCCAUUUCCGGCGCAUUAUCAGCGUCUUCGGCAUUAUCGACAAAAAGAAAACAAAACAACCCAAGAAGAAAUACUAGCUAGCUCUAGGUCGGUCGGCACUGCAACAAUCUCGACUCGACGUGCAUCCCGAGUCGUCAUCCUAUCUACCAUACCAAGCUACCCAUCAAACCCAACUAGCUCUAUCUACUGUAACUUCACAGCUUCGACAGCCGUGAAACUCUGUGGAUUCCACUGUCGUAUCCGCCUUCAAGAGUGAGUUGAGCCACUGCUGUACAGUAGGAAAUUGGACAAACGCAUCUGUUGUUGCGCUAGGCCGAUCGAAGCUGAAAGUCCCCAGCAGCCCACAUCCAUCAGAAAAAUAACAACACGCCAUCCCGGACAGACGUCCCAACUAGAGACGAACCAAGACUAUCAACCGCCACAAUGAUGGAAGACGUUGUCCGAACGGUCCUCAGGCUCCUCGAGAUCCUCUGGACCCUCCUCACCACGGCCCUGAUUGGAAAUGUCAUCGCCCUCAACAUUAACGCGGCCGGAUCGGCCUCGUCCGCCGUCAACUAUACCAUGUUCACGUGUGUCGUGGCCUGGAUCGCGGCCCUCUACGGUCUGGUCACUAACUACGUCGACAACAUCCUGGUCCCCAUCGUGUCGUUUGCACUCGAUGGAGCCGCUACUCUCUUCACGUUUAUCGCCGCCGUCGUUCUCUCAGCCAAGUUGCGCGUGACCAACUGCGGCGGCCGUCUGGACUCCAGGGACCUCGGCUCCGACUGGAUCGGCUUCGGCAGCGCCGACAACCAGAAGCGCUGCCGCGAGAUCCAGGCCUCGGCCGUCUUCCUCUGGUUCCUGCUCGCCUGCUUCGUCACCAGCCUCUUCUUCACCUUCAGGAGUUCGAAGCGCACCGGCAAGUCGGUCCUCAGCGGACCUAGCAGUAUGUCGCAGGUUCGCGGGGUUUAGGUCCACUCGGAACCACGCGACCAUGUCGGGGAGUCGAUGGAACUCUCCCUAGACGUAAAGUGAGGCAGUCUGGCCUUUUCAUAUCUUUCAAUCACCUAUAUUUUGCGAUGGGUGACUAAAAGGGUCUCGGGCUUUGCGCGUUGCGACAUAUACCCUUUAUGGCCUCAGUAUGACUUUUCGGCCUUCGUCGCCUGGGCAACCGAGUGAAAGGACUGGAUACUGGAUUACCUUUGUUUCUGACGUAAUUAUGAUUUAAUGUAUGUUCUUGUGCUUUUGUGUAUAGGUGGAGAUAGUUAUAUAUGAACUCUUGCAAAGAAUGGGCCAGUCAACCAGUACCUGCGCUCCACUUGAGCCGAGAGACAAUUCGACUCUUCGAGCCUUUGAACCCUGGCCAGUCUCAAAUCUGCGUCUUGUCAG